GAUUUCACCCCGAAAUUCGCUGUUCACCUUAUAAACAAAUCGUUCGUUGACUGAGAGUUGUAAUGUUGUAAGCAGCGGACGAAGCAACGGGAAUGUGCGCGUAGCAUCGUCGGCAUUUCGAUGACGAAUUUAAUGACCUGAAAACGGAGGCCAGAGGACGAUACAAAAUCGAGAGAAAAAAAAAGAAAAAGCAUCGCGAAUCACUUUCACACACUGCAUAGAUGAAAAUUGAAACAGCCGACAACAAAGCAACGUCGACAGCGACGCUGGCUGAGGCCGCGACAGAGGCAGAGGCAGAGGCAGUGGGCGCAUUGAUUCCAUUUUCAUAAUCAACGAAAUAAUAAUAAAAAAAAACACAAUAAAACAGCUGAAGAGAAGGUCCCCCCUUUGGUCGAUGGUUUCAAUGAAAAUCGCAUAAUGGCAGAGGUAUCUGAAUCGUGUGGAGCACGCGAUUCAAACGGAGACACGGAGAGCGCUGAGGAGGCGGUUCACCUGGAGGCGGGGCAGUCCGAGGCAGGGGGAGCGGCAGCUGGUGCUGCUGGUCCAGCGGCGAUGGCAGAUUCCCAGCCCGCAUUGGACGCCGACUCUCUGGAGGCGGAGGUGGAGGCGGAGGCCACUGGAGAUGGGGAUGCUGCUGAUGCUGCAGAUGCUGCUGGAAGUGACCAACAAAGGGAAAAGGGCGAUCAACUGGAAUUGCAAUCCUCGCAGGAGCCCAUCUCCAUGGAUGACAUACCUGAGCCCAUUAAGGUCCUUGAUGAUAUCAUAUCGGAGUUCGAGGAGGCAGCAACGAAACCGGUGGCCUUGCAUAGCAACAGUGGCGAGAAUCAGUCCGAGGACGAUGGCUACAUGAGUCUCAGCCGUAAAAACAUGUCCAAAAAGGAUUCCGAGGAUGUACCACAGACACCCAGCACCGACACCGUGCCCGAGGGCAGUUUCAAUGAGGUGGAUGGCACGGCCGAGAACCUAACCAAAUUAUCUGAGGUGGAGCAUGGCCAGGAAACGACGACGCCACUCAUACAGACAACGCUGCCAAAGGCACGGAGCGCCAACUCGACUCCGGCCACCAACUCGAACUACUCAAGUUUGCCGUGCUGCGGGGCCAGGGCGUCCAACUUGGGCGGAGCUUCCGUUGGCCAUUCCUCAAGUGGAUUGGCAGCCAUCCGGCACCCGGGCAGCUGCAAUGGCGAGCGUAAUGCACUGGGCAUCGACAUCAGUGCCGUGCACAAUGCAGUGCUUAGGGGUAACCUGGCCAAAUUGCCGGAGCCCAUCGUCAAUGAACAUCCGGUGACCAUCUAUCCGGGCCCGUCAUCAAAGGCGUCAGGCGGUGGUGAGGGCAAUCGUGGCAAGCGACUGCUCAGUUCGGUGGAGAAGCACAAAGAGGUGUGCCACAUGCUCAAUCCACAAUCCAGUAGCUCGGCUAGCUCCUCAUCCGGAUCACAGCACACGUCCAGUGGCGAGGCCUCACCAGCAGCCUCGCAUGUCAAUGUGGCCGCUUCCAAGUCGAUUGCCAGGCAGGACGACUACUCUGAGGACUCACUGGAGGAGUCCACCAUCUCCACGGAUCUCACGCCGGUCAAGCAGAACGGCGUGGCCUGGGAGAUUCACUUCAAGAGCAACAAGAAGAAGUCCGGAGGAUCAAAGAAGACCUCAGCUAAUGCGUCCAAGAAGGUAAGACAGCAAUCUCGUACCCCCAUUUUGGACGACUUCAACAACAGCUUUGCGUACAACGAGCAGAGCAUGCUGGGCAAGGGAACCUUCAUCAUCCGUCGCUCUACCGCCAAGAAGCCGCCGCGUGCCGCCGAUGUGUUCAGUAUACCGAAGCCCCCGCGUCCAUCGCUGGGCGAUAGAUCUUUGCCCGGAUCUGGUUUGGUAGGUGGAGCCGGAGCCAUCAGUAACGAGUUCUAUACCAGCGACAGCGAGCAGAGCGAUGCCGCUCCAGUACCAGUUAAUCUUCCACCACCACCGGCUCCCGUCGAGAUGAACUUCGUCUACAAGGAGUGUGAGGCGAAUGCGUUGCACACACGCCGUGGCUUGGAGAUGGCCGCCGCCCAGCGGGCUGCUCUAUCCUUGGACAUUGCCGAGGCACCUGACCAACUGGGCCUCGGCAAGCCGGUGAAGAGCAAAACGACUAUGCUCACCGAGAAGCGACUCAGUGCCGAGUCCAUGCCGGAUAACACCUCCAGCAGUGAGGAGUUUGACGAGGCCCGUCUCAAUGGGAAUGGGAGCUACGACAUGUAUGCCUACAACGGUAAUGAUCUGCGGGUUUCGAACGCCACCACUCCCCACACAGAUCUGGCCCCCACUCUCGAGGAGGACGAGGAGUCGGACUUCAGCUAUGGGUGUGCUCCGCUCAAGCAGAUUGAGCACAACAUCAGCGCCUUGCUGCGUGGAGACAUUCCCAUCGUCGGCCAACAGCCGUGCAGUAACGGAGCUAUUGCAGCAGCCGGGGCUGGUGCUGCUGCGGUAUCUGCUUCAGCAGCUGCCACAGCCGCGGAGUUGCAUGCCAAGCGGGUGCUGGAGUUUCGCCCCGGCGUCCACAAGUCGGAAAGCGCCAAGGAAAUGUUGCUCUCCCAGAUGCCAAGCUUCGGACCGUUGCCUCCAUCGCCUCCCAGCUCCAAUCCAGAUCUGUUUGACUAUGAUGCUCCGCUUCCGCCAUCGCCUGUGGAGCCUCGCAAGCAGCUGGAACUGCCGGCUAAUGCCCCGCCACCGAACCGCGGGACCACCGUGGUGGAGGUACAUGCCACCGCCUCGGGAGCUGCCGUGCACAGCAGCAACAGCCAUACCCGCCGUAGUCGCGAUAACGUGGCUGCUGUGCGGCACUUUACCGAUGAGCUGCCACCGCCGCCGGCUCCCACCCACCAGUCGGCCAGUUUUGCGGAGGGCUUGCCCGGACCACCGGUGGUACCGCCACAUCGGGUGACUGGCGGUCACUCGGCCAACACCAUGAAGUCCUGGAGCAUCGAUUCGCAGUAUCGCAAACGAUCGCCCAAGCUCUUUGGACACUAUAGUAGCGGUGGCGGUGGCAGCGGGAUAACCACCCCAACUGGCCUGGGGCCCAUGCCGCCGCUACCCCCUCCCCCCGUCGAUGGAAUGGCCUGUGGAUCCGGGUCGUACCAGAGGCGAUACAUCAAUUACGGCACCAAGCGCAGCCUGAAGCAGUCGCCGCGCGAGGAGCAUCGCCUGCAAACCUCAUGUAGUCUUCCUGAAACGCCAAUUUUUGCCAGAGGCUGUGACAUACCACGUACGCCAUAUCGACGCCAAAACGAACCGCUGCCUGUGGUUAGCGGUGUGCGCACAGCGCCCAGAUCGAGCACAUCGAAUAGCAUCAAUAUGGGCACAUCCAUUAUGGGUAUAGGAGCUGGAAACUAUGGAACUGCCCAAAUCUGUCGCCAGCGUUCGAUCAACCAUGCCUUGGCCUCCAACGAAAUGCUACGGAUGACCGGAGCCCCUGCCCGUGGCUGGUAUCCCAAACAGAGGGGUAUGCGUCCGGCUUCAACCGAGAACAUCGAUCGAUUGGCUUCCGUUCGAGUGUGGGACAAUCCGGCCGGCAUGUCCGGCACAGGACAAUCCCGUAAGCCGCUCACAUUGCCGCCAAAUCUAACACCUUCCUUUUUAAAUAAGUCACCGCGAGAGGCACUGCGACGAGUAACCAGUCUACUGAUUACCAAAAAAAAGAACAACAAGGAGCGAAAGCACAAGGCCUAUUGCGAUCAGCCCAUGGAUGACAGCAACAGCAAGCAUGCCUACGAAUUCGAAACAGGAUCCACCAAGCGAAAGGAUAGCAGUCGCAAGGAUAAUGGAGCCACUGGCGGAGCUACCACCACCACCACCACCACUAAAACCAAGAAGAAGGGUCUCUUCAAAUCCUUCUGGAAACGCACGAAAACCGCCUCGCUGGAUCAAUAGAGAAACUUCGUACGGCAAGCCAGAGUACUGUCCCAUUUUUACGUUCACCAAAACCAAUGCAUAUGGAUAUAGCAUCGAAAACGAUUAUAACCCGAAGCACAUUAAACCACACACACCCCACAGAACGUGGGUGCACCUGCUCAUCCUGAUCAGCAAGCAAGUCUUUCUCACGCUCGUGUUAGUUUGGACCUUGGACACAAUUGAAGCAAUUUUGUAUACACAUCGUAUCGUAUAUAUCGGUCAUAUAUAGUAAUGAGUAAAAAUGAAUAAUUCAAAUGCACAAAAGCCGUGAAUCGUAAAGACUGAAAAAUGAAUAAACAAAAAAAAAAAAGAAAAAAGCGUAAAACAAA
Messenger RNA from Drosophila bipectinata, 4256 nucleotides. The record is from RefSeq and is a predicted model, not a curated record. Lineage: Eukaryota; Metazoa; Arthropoda; Insecta; Diptera; Drosophilidae.